Molecule: messenger RNA, 1245 nt
Organism: Argentina anserina (silverweed cinquefoil)
Lineage: Eukaryota; Viridiplantae; Streptophyta; Magnoliopsida; Rosales; Rosaceae
Product: putative F-box protein At3g16210
Exons: 1
Coding region: 1-1245 (414 amino acids)
Molecular function (GO): protein binding
Source: RefSeq, a predicted model, not a curated record
AUGCAAGCAAAAGUAAGAGAGCUUAGCAAACUGUCAGAAGAGAUGGUGGUGCCAAUUCUAUCCAGGUUAUCUCCCAAAUCUCUGAUGCGAUUCAAGUGCGUACACAAGUCGUGGUAUAAUCUGAUCGACAACCCUAGCUUCGUAGACAAGCACAUCAUGACCUCCGAGAGCAACAAACACUCCACAUCCAUCCUUUGCAAGCGUUUUAUCCUCAGGGAUGUCAGUACUGAAGAGAAGGAAAUUGUGUACUCAUUGAUUACAUUUUACAAUGAUAAUUUUGAUGAUGAGCAUAUCACUGUCGAGGACAUUGACAUUCCGACUUCUAUGGGUUUAACGACGCGAGGCCAAUUUAUUGGGAAUGAGCUUCAAGCAGUUUUCCUUAUUGAUAAAGGACAUUGUCAAGGGAUUAUAUGUCUCUCUGAUGCUUGGAAUACUAUUUUAUGGAAUCCAGCGAUCAAAGAAUUCAAGGUUCUUCCCCAGUCAUGCAUUCCGGAUGCGAACAUGAAUUAUGUUGGAUUUGGAUAUGACCCCAAAUCUAAAGAUUACAAAGUUGUUAGUAUUAGACAAGAUGAUCUAGCAAAUGAAGAUGCCCGUAUCAUUAUUUAUCCUCCUAGGGUAGAAAUAUAUUCAUUGAGAACAAAUUCGUGGAGAGAAAUCAGGACGGAUAAUCUAGAGAGAGAAGUUACAAACAUUUGGCCGGAAUCUUUUCAAUUGUACUACAAGGGAGUUUGUUAUUGGAUGGGACGUGAACAACGAAAGGAAUUUCUCUCCCUUUAUGCUAUAGUUGAAUGUGAGGAUGAAUGGCUUCGUCAUAUGAUCAUUAUUUUUGAUACGAGUAAUGAAGUAUUUGAUCACAUAUUACUUCCGUAUAGCUUGUACGAUCAGGAAGCGCAGUAUUCCGACAUGCACACUAUUGUAUGGAAGGAAACUAUUGCUCUUUUUGGUUUGUAUCGAAUUGGUGGUCCAGAUGCAUAUGGAUUGUGGGUAAUGGAUAAUUUGGGUAGCGUCAAGGUUUCUUGGACUAAACAGUUCACUGUAGAAGGUGUAGAAGGAAUCAAGAAGGAUUUGGAAUUCUGGAAGAGUGAUGAAAUUCUUAUGAUCGGAACAGAUGGGCGUAUAGCCUCAUACAACAUUAGUACCAAGAAAGUCAAUUAUCUUUCUAUUGAUAGUGUCUAUCCAGAGAACACGGAAACUGUUAUUUGUUUAAACAGUAUAGUUUCCAUUAAUAGAAAGCAACAAAAUUAA